AUGGGCGUUAUUGUCAAAAAUGCGACACAAUCAGUCAGCAUUUCGCUCACAGCUCUGCAGAUUGUGGGAUUUUGGGCCCCAGAAAAUCUCACAGAAACUCAAAGAUCAAUGUACAAAUGGUUUGGGGUGUUCUCUUUUAUGUUCAUGCUAGGCACCUACAUAUUCAUCCAAGUAGUGGACCUGUUCAUGAUAUGGGGCGACAUUCCCCUGAUGACAGGAACUGCCUUCCUCCUAUUCACAAACAUGGCUCAAGCAGCAAAAAUCGUGAACAUCACGGUGAGGAAGCAAAGGAUUCAGAACAUUGUUAACGAUUCUGAUAAAGUCUUAUCUGAAGUUCAGACUUUGGCACAAAAGGAAAUUGUCAAAAGUUGCAAUAGAGAGAUGAUAGUUCUUCAAGUGUUGUACUUCUCCUUGACCCUGGUAACAGGACUCGGUUGGGCUACUAGUGCCGAAAAACAUCAGCUACCUUUGAGAGCAUGGUAUCCAUACGACACGACGAAGUCUCCAGCAUACGAGCUGACAUACGUGCAUCAGGUGGGAGCGCUCCUCAUUGCAGCAUUCCUGAACGUGGGGAAGGACACCCUGGUGGCAGCCCUUACUGCUCAGUGUCGGUGCCGGUUGAGGCUGCUGGGACUUUCACUGAGGUCCUUGGAUAAGGGGUUGGAUAUUGAAGAUAAGUACAUGCUUACUGCUGAACAAGAGAAGAUAGUCAGCUGUCGUCUCAGGUCAUGUGUGUUGCAGCACCAAGAAACCCUAAAGGCUGCCAAGGAGCUGCAGGAAUGCUUCUCCGAACCAACGUUUGCGCAGCUGACUGUAUCGCUAAUCAUAAUUUGUGUUACUGCUUUCCAGUUGUCGAUGGCACAGCCGGACAAUAUGGUGCGUUUACUGUCGAUGGGCACCUACCUCCUAAACAUGACUUUCCAAGUAUUCAUCUAUUGCUACCAAGGAAACCAGCUCUCAGAAGAGAGUUUUGAGAUAGCUGGAGCUGCGUACGAGUGCCUGUGGUAUAAGUUCUCGCUGCGCCUGCGCCGUGCGUUGCUUAUAAUAAUGGUGCGCACACGCAGAGCUCUUCGACUCACCGCGGGAGGAUUUACUACACUCUCACUCACUUCUUUCAUGGCCAUCAUCAAAGCUUCGUACUCAUUGUUCACACUUCUGCAGCAAGUUAAUGAGGAGUAG
This is a messenger RNA of Spodoptera exigua (beet armyworm), 1179 nucleotides long. The record is from the annotation of a GenBank genome assembly. NCBI's taxonomy places the organism in Eukaryota, Metazoa, Arthropoda, Insecta, Lepidoptera, Noctuidae.